Messenger RNA from Nymphalis io (European peacock), 1680 nucleotides. RefSeq lists its product as uncharacterized. The coding region runs from base 1 to 1680 and encodes 559 amino acids. Gene Ontology annotation, cellular component: cilium. The transcript has 12 exons. The record is from RefSeq and is a predicted model, not a curated record. Gene Ontology annotation, biological process: cilium movement; outer dynein arm assembly. NCBI's taxonomy places the organism in Eukaryota, Metazoa, Arthropoda, Insecta, Lepidoptera, Nymphalidae.
AUGGUGACUUGUUACCAAAGACAUCCCUUCGAAAUUGAAACGGAGGACAAACUAACGAGUAUAAAUUCGAAAAUAUUUGAAAUCAAAAAGAAAAUUCAACUAUCAGAGGGUCAAAGGAAAUCUCACUAUGAAGAAAACGAAGCUGAGAAGAAGCAGAACAGCGAUCUGAUAGAUACGCUUAAAAAAGAAAUACGAUUAAGGCUAGAGGAACUGGCUCAGGCGAGGCAGGUGGUGGGAGAUGAGGAGGCCCAAAUCAAAAAAUUCCUCAACAAUGUCUGCCCCAUUGGCAAUAAAACCGCUGAUAAACUGAUACACAAUCUCGAUUUAAAGGUUAUAGAACAACGAAAGAUGUUAGAUUUACUUAAAUAUGAAAAGGGAAGUAAAAAGAAGAGGCUACGGAACCUCGAGAAGGAAUACGAGAUGUUGCUGAUAGAGAGCACUAAGAGUGAUUUAGUGAAGUCGAAAAUAACAACGAGGGCUCGAAAAAAUGUAUCUCAUCUGGAAAACGAAAUACACAAAGUACUAAUACAAUGGACCGAAGCGGAAUUGGUUAAGAAAAAAUAUUUUUCGAUCAGGCAGGCCCUUGUCGAAGAUUCUGUGAAAUUCGAAAGUUCCCUUUCGCGUAUAGAGGAUUUAUUAAAAAAGCAAAAUGAGGAAAUAAAAAAAUUAGAGGUGGUGCGCGAGGAGGCGGCGGAGAUGCGCGUGCGCGCGACGUGCGCGACUGCGGCGGAGGCGGCGCGCGCGCACGGCGCCGAGCACGGCCGCGUGGCCGAGCGCGCCUUCUACGCGCAGAGGUUCGAGGAGCGCAGAAGGGAGCUUGAAAAGCUGGAGAAAAGGAUAUUUCCCCCGGCGAUCCGACCUGUACGGCAAGAAUCAGCGAGAUCUACUGAAGGGGAUGCUGCAACAGAAGAUCAGUCAGCCGCCGCGCAGAUGGAGGAAAUGUUCCAGAGACUCAUGAAACUAACAGGAGUAAACGAAGCCGAGGAAGUCUUCUACAGAUUUAGAGCUCAGAGAGAAACAUCCAAAAGAUUGAACUACUUACAACAUACAACAGAAGAUGAGAAAUUACAACUAGAACAAACGCAGACAUCACUGAUGGCUGAGCUGGAAGGCUACAAGUUCGCAUCAGUCAAAGAUAAGGAUGAGGGUCAGGAAGAAAUAUUGGAACUUAAAGCGAGGAUAGAGGAGGAAGAGAAAAGUUACAGAGAACUGCAAGAGAGGUUUGACAACUUGGAGAAGUUCUUGUUGGAAAUCAAGAGAUUGCUUUAUGAUUUAUGUAAGCUGCUCGAUGUGGUCGGCGAGCCGGCGCUGCCCGAGUGGACGGCGGAGGCGCGCGACAUCUCGGCCACGCUGGCGACGCUCGCGCGGCGGUACGCACACGCGCGCGCGCGCUGCGACACGCUCACACGCACACACGCACACACCGCCGGCGCCUCUAAUACCACAAGCGGCGCUCCCUCAGUUACAGGCGUGAGCGCCCGCAGUCCCAGUACUUUAAAAGAGUCCGAGAAGAUCUUACCGACUUAUAAGGAGCUGGUCACCAGAGAACCGGUCAAGGCUCCGCCUUCCGACGAAGAGGAGGACAUACCGUCACGGUGCUACUUGAAGCGACAAGCUCAAUUAAUCGUCGACACGAAGUGUAGGAGGAAGGGAUUCCGUACGCCUUAUCCGAGAAAAUAA